This is a messenger RNA of Zootoca vivipara (common lizard), 2017 nucleotides long. The record is from RefSeq and is a predicted model, not a curated record. Lineage: Eukaryota; Metazoa; Chordata; Lepidosauria; Squamata; Lacertidae.
UUAAGAAUGGAUAGGUUUGAUCUUCUUGCAGUCCAUGGGACUCUCAAGAGUCUCCUCCAGCACCACAAUUCAAAAGCAUCAAUUCUUCGGCGAUCAGCCUUCUUUAUGGUCCAGCUCUCACUUCCAUACAUCACUACUGGGAAAACCAUAGCUUUAACUAUACGGACCUUUGUCAGCAAGGUGAUGUCUCUGCUUUUUAAGAUGCUGUCUAGGUUUGUCAUUGCUUUUCUCCCAAGAAGCAGGCGUCUUUUAAUUUUGUGACUGCUGUCACCAUCUGCAGUGAUCAAGGAGCCCAAGAAGGUGAAAUCUCUCACUGCCUCCAUUUCUUCCCCUUCUAUUUGCCAGGAGGUGAUGGGACCAGUGGCCAUGAUCUUGGGUUUUUUUUGAUGUUGAGCUUCAGACCAUAUUUUGCGCUCUCCUCUUUCACCCUCAUUAAUCUACUUUAGGAUCACACACAGAUCUACUUUAGGAUCACACAAUCUCUGUGAAGACGUUCAAGGAUGCUUCUUAUAGGUUAGCAUGACCUAGUAUGCUCAUUUUCAGAUGACACCAAACAGGGAGGGGUAGCCAGUGCCGCUGAAGAGAGAAUUGGGAUUCAAGGUGACCCUAACAGAUUGGAGAGCCAGGCCCAAACUCACAAAGUGAAUUUCAAUAGAGACAAAUUACAGGUUCUGCACUUAGGCAGGAAGAAGCAGCUGCACAAAUAUAAGAUGGGGGACACCUGGCUUACACCUGGAGGAGCUUGUUUUCUCUUGCUUCGGAGAUUAGGACCCAAACCAACUUGGUUCAAGUUACAAGAAAGAAGAUUCCAACUUGACAUCGGGAAGAACUUCCUGAUACUGAUUUUCCCUGGUAAAGGGCCAAUGGCAUCUGCCUUAGGGACUGUCGGUGUUCAGUUGCUGCGGCAGCCAGGUUGUGGGAGCUGCCUGCCCCCUUGCUCACUCACCGAUGAGGACCUGGCUGCCUACCCUGGCUUGGCUAACCUCCUUUUGGGCCUGACCAGCCAUAUGGACUCCAGUGGGCUCAGUGUACACUUGGCACAACAAAUGGAGGAGGCAAGAAAGGAAUUGCAGCGGUGCCGAGGAAACUGGUUGAAAUGGGAAGUGGUCCACCGGCUUCUGCAGGAGGCGCUAAGGGAACUGGGAACUGGCCUGUCUCCACGGGACCAAAAAUUCCUUGAGGUCCUGGAGCAGCAGCUUUCGGUAGCUGAGCUGAAACGGAUGCUUGAUCUCGGCCCUUCUCUGCAAGACACACAACCGUCUCUUUUGGGUUUGGAGGCCUCUGAUCUACAGGAGCUUCUUCCCCCUAACCAAGAGCUGGAGCAAAUGCGAAAACACCUCCCUGCGGAACUGGAGAAACGCCUUAAGUCCAAAUGCCUUGCCGUGCUCGGUUACUACCUCCCUGAGAGUGAUGGCGCUGGAGACGUUGCACGGGCAGCAAUGCUGGGGACCUUGGCAGAGUGCUUGGCUGCAGAGAAGCAGCGUCUGCGAGAAAGCCAGGCUCGGCACCAGGAACUGGUGGGGUUGCUGGAGCAGCAGAAAGCCGCCUAUCCCCAGGUCUUGUUACGCUGCUUGGCCAUACUGAAACGCUUGGCCCGUGAGCUCCGCCUUAACGCUCAGUCUGAACUCGACUAUUUCAACACCCAGUACCUAGAGACCAAGUGCAAUGCCAUGUUCUUCAAGAUACGGCUCGAGGAGCUGAGCAUCCUUUUGGACACCUACACACCUGAGAAAGUGGAUGUGCAUCGGAUGAUGAGGGACAAACUGCAGACAGCACUAAGCCAAGAGGAGCAAGACCUGGCCACUUCUCGCAAAAUCGUCUCCAACUAUGAGACACUGGGCCCAGAGUUCGAAGAACUGGUGAAGGAAUAUGCCCGGCUGCAAGCCAUCAUUGAGAACAGGCGCUGGGCCCUGAGAGAAUUCAGCAAAGACUGAGGCCCUGUUUGGCCACGGACUGGUUGAAUAUUGAUCCGUUUAGUGUGUAACGACUGUUUUGUACAAUAAAGUAUGGAGGAAAG